Molecule: messenger RNA, 4993 nt
Organism: Asterias rubens (European starfish)
Lineage: Eukaryota; Metazoa; Echinodermata; Asteroidea; Forcipulatida; Asteriidae
Product: probable ATP-dependent RNA helicase DHX34
Exons: 27
Coding region: 164-4108 (1314 amino acids)
Biological process (GO): nuclear-transcribed mRNA catabolic process, nonsense-mediated decay
Cellular component (GO): intracellular anatomical structure
Molecular function (GO): ATP binding; RNA binding
Source: RefSeq, a predicted model, not a curated record
UGAAAAGCUAUUACGGUAACAAUAAACCUUCAUGCGUGAUUUUGUAAACAUCACUUACCGGGGAGGUAAAGGUGAAGAAUUGCACGUGACUGCAUAUUGGGGGACAAUUAAUGGAGUCUGACAAAAAGGUCAUCAGAUUCCUCUAAACAAUAUCAACGCCAUCAUGGCAAACAUCGAGCGUAAAGAAAAACAACGAUCAACGGAUGAAAAAGUUGACAAGCAUAGAACUACCAAACGCUCUCACAGUCACAAAGAUGAAAGCAGUAGAGACUCUAGAAUCAAAACAGAUAAGCAUCAUUAUGACUAUGAAAGAAGUUCAACAUCACGAUCAAGAGGAUGGGAUCGGGAUGAGAGUGAUAUAAGGUCAUCGUCCUCACGAGACAGAAAAGAAAAACAUAGAACUUCAUCUUUGUCAUCUUCAAGCAAGAAAACAUCACCCACAAGGGACCAUAAACAUGAUAAAAGAAGUUCAAAGUCUUGGACUUAUUAUGGUUACACUGCCAACGAUGUUCCAAAACCAGAACAAUCAAGAUCAUUGGACAUUUUCCCAGAUAUUGGGAUUCAUCGAAGCUCCAUGAAUCAGGAUGAUCCAAUGACGUCAAAGACACAGAAGGUUAGAGAAAACGAUAUCAAACUUUCAUCUCUGGAGAAGCCCCCUGAUCGGCACCCAGUAGAGGAAGCUGUCGUACUUGAUGGAGUGUUCAAUUGGGAGAGACACCGGCGAGAAUUAGAUGCAAUAUUUUUCAGAGAUGACGGAAUAAUCAAAAGAAAAUCUCAGUAUUAUAAAGAUUUCUGGAAGUUCUUUGAGCGUUACCAAACCUUCCAAUUCAAGCAGAGUUCAAAGCAACUUGAUAAAGGUAAUGCUGAAAAUGAAGCUGAUAAAAAGAAGAACUCCGGGAAAUCUCCAGUACUAGGACUGCCCCUGAGAUAUGAUAAGAAACAUCGCAUCAAUAUGAAAUUGGUCAUCAAAGGAAUUGAGGAGGCUGAGAGAAGGUCAUCAUGGCUUAACACUUCUAAAGAUGAUGAAGACGACUUACCAAAGGAGAGGAUAAGAGAAUUCCGCAAGGUUCUGUUGUACUACAUGGACUUCUGCCAAAAGCAACAGUUUACAAAGUUGGCUAAGUUACUCCAUGAUAAAGCCAACCUCCCUAUUGCUCGAUACCAGGAUAUGAUCGUAGAUGCAGUCAGAGCCAACCAGACAGUUAUUGUGGCUGGAGACACAGGGUGUGGAAAGUCAACGCAGGUGCCACAGUAUCUGAUGAAAGCGGGCUUCAAGGGAAUAGCCUGUACCCAGCCUCGACGCAUAGCCUGUAUCUCCCUGGCUAAGCGAGUUGGGUUUGAAACACUACAUGAGUAUGGUAUGGAGGUGGGGUACCAGAUUCGAUUUGAGGCCAGUAAGAGUUCAUCAACCAAAAUCCUCUUUCUCACUGAAGGGCUACUUUUGAGACAACUGAGCUCUGAUCCUACCUUACAGCAGUAUAACGUCAUCGUUCUUGAUGAGGUGCAUGAGCGUCAUCUCCAUGGUGAUUUCCUCUUGGGAGUCUUACGUUGCCUCCUGGAGCAAAGAGAAGACUUGAAGCUCGUCCUCAUGUCAGCUACAAUCAAUAUCGGUCUCUUCUCUGGCUACUUUGAUAAGGCACCAGUCAUUCAGGUUCCAGGCCGGUUGUAUCCAAUUACAAUGGAGUAUGUUCCUAUCAAAAUGGAGGAGCAGAGCUCCAAGUCUGAGAAGCUUGACCCUCGACCUUAUCUACGCAUCAUGCAGCGGAUUGAUAAGAAGUAUCCGUCCUCGGAGAGAGGAGAUCUACUCAUCUUCCUGAGCGGCAUGUCAGAAAUAUCCAGCGUGACGGAAGCUGCUAAGCUCUAUGCUGAAACGACAAAGCAAUGGAUUGUGUUAUCUCUACACAGUACACUGUCCAUCACUGAACAAGAUAAAGUGUUUGACAUUGCCCCUGAAGGCGUCAGGAAGUGCAUCGUAUCAACUAAUAUCGCUGAGACGUCCGUUACUAUAGAUGGCAUACGCUUCAUUACUGACUCUGGAAAAGUGAAGGAGAUGAGUUACAAUGCAGAAGCCAAGAUGCAACAACUGCAGGAGUUUUGGAUUAGCAGAGCAAGCGCUGAGCAACGUAAAGGAAGAGCAGGGCGGACCGGGCCAGGUGUAUGUUUCCGUCUUUAUGAUGAGUCAGAUUACGAUGAGUUCCAGGAGUACUCAACGCCUGAGAUUCACCGAGUUCCGCUGGACUCACUCAUCCUACAGAUGAUGGCACUGGGACUCAAUGAUCCUAGAAAAUUCCCGUUCAUUGAGCCGCCUCCUGCCUCCAGUGUAGAGAGCUCCAUCAUCUUCUUGAAGGAGCAAGGAGCUCUGACUCAACAGGAGAAGCUGACAUCCAUUGGGAGACUCCUUGCUGACCUACCUGUAGAUGUAGUCAUCGGAAAGAUGCUUAUCAUGGCUACAGUCUUCAAGAUGAUAGAGCCAGUGUUAUGCAUUGCAGCAUCUCUCAGUGUCCAAUCACCAUUCACAAGUAGAGCACACAGGGACUCGGAAGCUAUGACUGCACGGCGCCCUCUGGAGUCUGACCAUGGAGAUCCUUUCACAUUAUUGAAUGCAUUUGAUGAAUGGAUUCAAGUAAAGGGCAAAGGUCAACCUUCUCGAAAAUGGUGCAAGAAACGAGGAUUGGAAGAGCAGCGAUUCUAUGAGAUGUCAAAACUCAAGAGACAGUUUGAAGCACUUCUCAGGGAUCAUAACCUUGUGGAGAGAUUGAGCGAUCCAUCUGAGAGACGCUAUAGCAGCGCAGAGAGGUAUAAACGGAAUCUAGAAAAAAGACAACUCAGAGAUCUGAAGAAAAAAGAACACAGUGGGCCUAAGAAACGCAAAGUUCUCCGAUUAGGACAGGAGGACUUUGAUGCGAGCGAUGAUGAAGAUGAUGAUGGCAAGGACCUCAAGAGUCUAGAGUUCAAAUUGACCCAUGACCUCAACCGUCUUCAGACCACAGCCAGCCUGAAUCGUAGCUUCACUCUACGUCAGCUGAACCUUCUGAAGGUGAUUCUGUGUAGCGGACUCUACCCACAGCUAGCCAUCGCUGAGGAUUGCAACACCUACCGCCGAGAAUGUGAUCAAGUAUUCCAUACCAAGGCCAAGCAAUUUGUUCUUCUUCAUCCCACUGGAGUAUUUGCCAACAACCCAUCCGUCCUUGAACCACCAGAGGAGAAAGACCAAGUAGGCCAUUCUAGUUCCAGAGGGGCCUUGAGCAGUAAACAUCAACUCCUUGCAUACGUAUCUCUACUGGAAACUAACAAACCAUAUUUAGUAAACACAAUGAGGGUACCAGCUUUACAGACUGUCAUGUUGUAUGCAAACUGCUUGGAUACCAACCCGUCAUGUACAAGGUUGGUUGUCGAUGAGUGGAUUGAGUUUACCAUUCCUGAUGUAGAUACAGCCGAGCACAUCCUAUCUGCUGUCAUGCAGCUACGAGCUUCAUGGCUUCAACUCCUUGAAAUAAGACUAAAAGACAGUCACUUGUCCGUUGAGUCUGCAGGUGGGCGUGGCAAUCUGCGUGUUGUACACCAGGAGAGAGUUCUAUCUAUUAAACUAGCUGAGUUUCUAGAUUGCCACGUUGAGUACACAAUGAGGAAACUUGGCUCAACUGAACUGCACAACCUCUACACUGGCCUUCAUGUCCAAGGGAAAGGAAAGCAAGAAACAUUCUUCACAUCACAGAGUAGGAAAGGUCACCCUCACCCUACUAAGGGAGGGACGCAGGUUAAUGAUUACCUAACCUAUGGAUGUUUGUUCAACGUUGCCAGUGAUUCUUUAGGUGAAUUCAGCUCGGUUUUACGUCGGCAUUGGUCGUGUCCUCAUUGCAACGACACACUGAUUGUGACUACACUAGAAAAGAUUCAACAUGAGACAGAGUGUCUACAGGCAUCAACAGCGUCUCAAGAUGAAGCAGAACUCAAGGAGAAGGCUGAGGGUACCCAGAGCGACAUGAUUGGAAUGGGAACGCUGAGGAGGCAAUAUGAAUGCAUCGUCUGCAACCAAGAGUUCUCCUUCACAUCCACAGAGAUUCUUAAACACAAGAGGAUGCAUGCCAAGAAAGAGUCAGCAGACUGAUGAUGUUGAAUUAACAUUUUAAAUAAAUAAUUUGUUUGUUUUAGUAGUUGUUUUGAUAAUUUUCUCUAUAUCUUAUAUUUUUAAUAUAUUUAUCUGUCCAGUCACAUGCAAUUUGGCCCUUGGGCCACGAUUUGUGGUUUUAUUAAAACAAAAUAUUAAUAGUAAUGAAUGUGCUGUAAAGUGCCACUGUACUUUUGAAAAGCUUAGUUUGCAUCAACUUAACAGGGCUGCGAAAGUUCAAAGGGAACAGCUCUGCGCUGUAAACAUAGUGCAACAUUGCUGUCAAACACUAUGCAAAUGUUGCGGAAUUAUAAAAUGUGCAAUGGGAACAUGGCUUUUGAUGACAAUGAUACCAAAAUACACAUAAUUUGUUAGAAUCAUGCAUAUAUGCAAGAGGCUCUAUAUACAAUACAAAACUAAUUUCUAUUCUAAAACUUGCAAUUCCAGAAGGUCUACUUCCUAGAAGCAAAUUUUUUAUAGCUUUCUUCUGAAGGUCUAGCAUUUUAUCGAAUUUGAACUCAAAAUUUAAGUUAUCAGGGUACUAUUUUCGUGGGGACCAUAUAGUUGAGGUACCCUACUUUUGUGGUACGCUCUUUUCGUGCAUACCCUAUUUUCGAGGUACCCUGUUUGGUGGUAACCUAUUUUUCGAGGUAUCCUAUUUUCGUGGGUACCUUGUUUUUGCGGUACCUCGAAAAUAGGGUACCCACGAGAAUAGGGUACCUCGAAAAAAGGGUACCCACACAAUUAUGGUACCCACGCAAUUAGGUUAACGCAAAAAUAGGGUUCCCAUGAAAAUAGGGUACCUCGAAAAGGCUUAAAGACAGUGGACACUAUUGGUAAUUGUCAAAGACCAGUCUUCUCACUUGGUGUAUCUCAACAUAUGCA